AUGGAGUUGACAAGAUAUAUUAUUUAUCCACUCAUGUUCAUCCAAAACCUCUUUUACUUACGGUCCCAUGCUGCUUCUGCACCAAAGUUUUACGAUAUCAUCAAGAAAAGAUCAGUCAAGGAUUUUUCUCUGAACCCUUAUGUGGAAUCCGUCUUCAGUUGUGGAAUCCGUUUUCUCUACAGUCUACCAUUCCUUCCAUAUCAUAUAUUGGCAUUCAGUAUAGUAGCUCUUGUCAUGCAAUCCAUGUACAUAAUGGUAUAUCUACUAUAUGCCGACAAGGAAGAAAGACGGUACGUGUUAGACGUCUUAGCAGUCGAAACCGCUGCGUAUUCCGUCUUAGUGGGUAGCCUCACUUUUUUCCUUGGACGCGCUACGAUGCAGAAAGGCUUAGUGGUUUCACUUCACAGUGCCAUCUUCAAUAUAAGCAUGAAGAAUAUUAUGCCACUGGAAGACAUGAUGUCGAAUAUUAAGAAUAAGAGUGUUGAGAAAUUUCCAGUUUUUCUCUUGCUUGCAAAUUUUGUCAACUCUGGAAUUUGGUUUGCGCUGCUCGGAUUUAAUCACUUCAUAGUGGUGGCUAGUAGCUUGGCUUCUGUUCUUUCUCUAAUCCAAUUGAUACUGCACAAGAUGUACUAUAACUCCAAGUUAGCCAGGAACGGGGAUGAAAGUCAUGCCGAUGGGAAAACUCUACAAGUCGACAUCAAAGAUCGGAAACAACAAGGAAAAGCUCGAUCAAGGACAAGGAGAAUUGACAACUAUUAG
This is a messenger RNA of Papaver somniferum (opium poppy), 759 nucleotides long. Its product is annotated as bidirectional sugar transporter SWEET5-like. Gene Ontology annotation, cellular component: membrane. The coding region runs from base 1 to 759 and encodes 252 amino acids. Gene Ontology annotation, molecular function: sugar transmembrane transporter activity. Gene Ontology annotation, biological process: carbohydrate transport. The transcript has a single exon. The record is from RefSeq and is a predicted model, not a curated record. NCBI's taxonomy places the organism in Eukaryota, Viridiplantae, Streptophyta, Magnoliopsida, Ranunculales, Papaveraceae.